Molecule: messenger RNA, 4423 nt
Organism: Stegostoma tigrinum
Lineage: Eukaryota; Metazoa; Chordata; Chondrichthyes; Orectolobiformes; Stegostomatidae
Gene: dcakd
Product: dephospho-CoA kinase domain containing
Exons: 5
Coding region: 117-806 (229 amino acids)
Biological process (GO): coenzyme A biosynthetic process
Molecular function (GO): ATP binding; dephospho-CoA kinase activity
Source: RefSeq, a predicted model, not a curated record
AGGGAGGGGUCGAUUUAUAUCAAGAAUAGCGCAAACCGGGAACGGUGGUGGAGGAGGCGGUUUGGGUUUCCCUCUCCCUCCUCUUUGGCUAAGCUUAGUUUCAGAGCUGAAAGAAAAUGUUCCUGGUUGGCCUGACAGGUGGGAUUGCUUCAGGGAAAAGCACAGUUGCUGCUGUGUUCCGUGAACUUGGGUGUCCGGUUGUGGAUGCUGAUCAGAUAGCAAGACAGAUUGUUGAGCCGGAUUCUCCAGCAUAUUGGGCAAUAGUUCGCUCGUUUGGUGAGGAGAUCCUGCUGGAAGACAGAAAAAUCAACAGGGAAAAACUGGGCAACAUCAUCUUCUCUGAUGUGGAGAAACGUCAGCUGUUGAAUUCCAUCACUCACCCAGCAAUCCACAAAGCCAUGCUCAAACAAAUCUUUAAAUACUUUAUACGAGGAUACCGCUAUGUUAUCCUUGAUGUUCCACUGUUGUUUGAGACUAACAAGUUGCUCAGGUUUAUGAAGCAUACUGUUGUUGUCUACUGUGAUCCUCAGAGCCAGCUGACCCGGCUGAUGAAACGAAAUCAUUUAACGCAAGUGGAGGCAGAGCACCGCAUUGGUGCCCAAAUGCCGUUGGAGCAGAAGCGGAAGCUGGCAAACCAUGUGAUCAAUAACUCUGGAGACAGUGCUAGUACUUACCGGCAGGUUUGCAAACUGCACUCUCAGCUUGAAGACUCACUGGACUUCUUAGCAGUCCGGUUACUAGCUUUGGUCACUCUGACCGGAAUCGGAGGCCUUCUCUGCAUGUUUAUAAAAAGGUGCAUUUUUUAAUAUGAAGAUUUGCUCCAGAUCAAACUAAACUCAGGACAGGUGCUUCAUUUUUCCAUGAGAAGAUCUUUGUAAGAUUGGAAUGUGAAACACUGGUUGGAAGUGCUGCUUGCUGAACGAUCUUCAGUUAUACCUCUUUUCCCCUUUGUUCCCAUGAUAAUUGUGGUUAUCUUUUAUCUAUUUCCAAUACUGCAGAGACCAACACUGAAGAAACCAUUGCCUAAAUUAUGAAUAGUCAGAAUCCUGCUGCAAAUUUUGGGGCUAAAAAAAAUCAAGUAAUGGAUUUUUCAGGGUGUAGACCUAUUUGCAGCAUUGUUGUUCACUGCAGCUUUUACCAUUAUUUGGAUAUCAAAGGCAAGUGACUGGAUGCUGCUUACUUUGUUUAAUCUAAGUGACCACUGGAGAGAUAUUUCUGAAAUUGAUCUUUUGUAAGUUGCAUCCUCUGACCCACUGAGAAUGGGCACCAUUGCUGCUCUUUAACUGUAAUAACUGAGAUGAAUCUGAAGCAAGACAAUAUUAUCGCAGUAAGUAGACAGCCAUGACUUUUGACCCAUUGCCAUCUUGUUAUGAGAGAAGUGUGGCUUGCUCACAAUAUAAAUAAUAUGGUGGCUCAAUGUGGGAUUUGUCACUUAACCACAACUGCUGUGCUGGCCGUGCUUUCUUUUUGGUUCACUGCUGUCAUAUACAUUUGACAGUCAGGUAAGGUGGGUGUUGUCAGAUAGUGAUGGUUAAUUUUAAGUGCUGGGCUUUAUUUUAUCCAUUGGGUUUCAUUCUAAUGAUAUCCACACAAAGUUUAAAAUUUUGAUAUAUGAAAAGGCAGAGAAAUGAAUGUGUUCUAAAUUCUGUGUCACUAUGCACUGGUUGAGAACUGUGCUGAUUCCUAAGUAGUCUGCAAGAAUGGAUGAAGCAACAGCAACCACGUACAAUAUGAACAAUUUUGUAAUAUUAUAUGGAAGAAUUUCUGUCUUUUGAUUUUCCAUUUAAAUAAAUGAUGUAGAAAGCCCUGACACAUGGAUUUUUCUGCCGAGUUGACAUUAUGCAAAUAUAGUGUGUACCAUUGACUUUUUAGGGCAAUAACAUCUCGCCCUCUGUCCUAGUUGACUGUAUCCAUUAAAGCUGAUACAAAUCAGGCAAAGUGAAAAGUAGACUGCCACCCUGCCAUGAUCCAGUUUACCCUGUUGCCAGUUUCACAUCUAAACUUGCUUGGAGCAUUUUUGGUCAUUAUUAUUAUUUUACUGAGUAUCUGUCAUGUUGUUUGGACUGAAUAAUAGAUUGGAUAAGACCAACAGGUUUCCAAUCAAGUAAAGAUUUAUACAUUCAUCUUGAUUUUUCAAUAAGAUACUUCCCUUAUAUUGCCACCAUCUCCAAAGUUUUCCUUCCCAUUGAACUAGUCCCCAGGAAGUGGCUUCCCAGGUACUAUCAUUCUCCACUUACAUGCCCAAGUAAUCAUUCUUAACCUGAGUGAGACCGCCAUCAAGCCAACUGCGGGCAACUUCACAUCAGGCUGCCAUGUUGCUAUUGGCUAACAUCAGAAUGCAUAUUUCCAUCAGUGUUCCAAAUUAAUGGUUAUUCCAUGAUAACAAGGUGUGGAGCUGGCUGAACACAGCAGCCAAGCAGCAUCUUAGGAGCAGGGAAGCUGACGUUUUGGGCCUAGACCCUUAUCUCUGAUACAAUGGUUAUUUCAACCUUGCCCACCACCACCACCACCACCCCAAACUCCUGGGAAGCUGGUGUCUAUGAUAAGACGAUUUACUGCUAGCUGAAAUUGGCUAUCUCUACUUGCACCAACUCAGAUUUUUUAGAGAAGUAUAAGAUGUUCCUACUCAGAAAUAACACAGCUGUAUGAGUUGUCUUCUCAUUCAUAAGACAGCCCAUUUGCAAGUCAAAGUUAAAAGUUCUAAAUUGUCAAAAUGUGCACAAGUGGAUCCAAUGAUAAUGAAAAUCCUUGCCAUUUCAGUUCAGGCACCAUUCUUGGUUUCAGGACAAAUGACAGACAGAAAUUAAAAUCAAACAUUAGGGCUUUGCAGCUUCAGUGUCUGUCAAUCUCGUUUAAACUCCAAAACAUCCUCAGGGUAUAGAGACAUAGCCCUGUUUCCCACAUGUGCAUUCUCUGUAACUACCAUCAUUGGAAGCUUUUAAUUGAGUUUCAUUCCUAAAUUUGUCUUUGUAAAAUGUCUGACUUGCGUAAAUAAAGCCGCGCUGUCCUGCUUUUGAAUUAGUUUGAAAGGAAGGGAAUUUGAGGCUGAAAGAUUGGUUGAAAUUAUUUUGCACUUUGCUGUUGUCGUUUCUCUUAAACUAGUCUUUAAGCAACAGCCUCAUUGCCGUAUCUGUCAUUGUGGAUAUCAUUUUGAACUAUUGUGAGCUGAUGACAUUUGGCACUUUCUUUCCCUUGAGUGUAACAACAGGACAAGGUCUGCUGUGUAAUCAGAUCAAAGUGAUGUAGGCAGGCCCCAUUAUCCAUGCCAUGCUGAAAGAUCAACAAAUGUGGACAAGUUUCAAUGCUAAGAAGUCCUGUUGGCCCUUUUUCCUAAGUAUUAAGUCCCAGUUUUGCUGAAUUCUCAGCAGCUAGCUUUCAUUCAGUGACCUCCUUCUACAGCCUACCUGGGAUGGACACUGAAUGCUGCAAACAGAGAGUUUCACACAUAUCAUGACAAAACACAGUUCAGACUAAACAAUUAUCAUUUGUCAUCUGCUGAAAGAGUCUCAAAGCUAAAUACAGUCUGAACUGUUUUCAUGUAUUGCAGUACGGGGAGACGGUGGCUACUAAUUUGUGUACGGCAAGAUUCCACAACUACUAAAAAGAAAGUGUUCAAAUCAGUUUGUGUUUCUGGAGCUGCUAACUGAGAAAGAAAGAUUAACCAAAACAAGUGGAGAUCUCCUUCAUCAUUCUUUGGGUCUUUUACAUGAGAAUCAUAGAAUCCCUACAGUGUGGAAGCAGGCCAUUUGGCCAUGUUAAAAAAAAGUCUGCACUGACACUCUGAAGAGCAUUCACCUCUACCCUAUCCCUGUAACUCUACAUUUCCCAUGGCCAAUCCAUCUAGUCUACACAUCACUAGUUACUAUGGGAAAUUUAGCAUGGCCAAUCCACCUAACCUGCAUGUCUUUAGACUGUGGAGAAAACUGGACGACACCCACAGAAACACAGGGAGAAUGUACCACCUCAUUCACAACAGCAAACAGACAGGCCACAUCUCAAGUCCCAUCUGAUGCCUGAAUACUGUCAUGACCAUGAUUGCUCUGUAAACAGUAUUUAAACUUUAGAGUCACUUUAUGCUUUGGGCCCACACUGAAACAGGGUACUUGUACGUCUGGAGCUUGCAGGGGCAAUGGAUACAGCAGAUUCUUCUGAUCAAUAUUUAUCAAUCAGUCAAUAGCCUCACUAAUAUAGAGUAUCAGUUCAUUACCUCGUUAAAGUAUGCAGAUCCUGCUUAUGUCACGGUUGUCUGCUGUGUCUCUGAUGAUGUAGCCGUAAUUACUGAGAAUUUAUUUAAUUGGCUGUGAAAGCCACCAUGGAAAUGUAAGUGCUUUGGUUCUUUUUCUAUUUACCUUUGGUUACCUUGGUGCACAACAGCCCUGUCAGAGAAAGCGAAUAAAUUGCACCUCGCCUUGGAAUCAGUGAA